CGUCGUCGGUUGCUAGGUUAUUCACCCGGAAGAGCACGGUAUUCAUCUUCCAGCUGACUGGGAUGGAUCGAUAAAUCAAGAUAAGAGAUAACUACCAUCCACCCUUUUAGCAGAUUAACGUUACAUGGGUGAAGUCAAUAAAUUGAGGAUUUCUCCUUUAUACUUUGCAUUAAAUUCCCCUUGAAGGCGAUUGAACCAGACAUCACGAUUGGAUGAAAAUCAUUAUCCUUUGCAGGUGUCUCAGGCAGGGUGGAUCCAGCUAGCUGGGGCUGAUGACCGGUUGUUUGACAAGAAGAUUAGAAGAUCGAUUUCCAGUCGCUCAGGCCAGUCGCUGGGGUCUAAGGGAACGGCGAAGGUGGGCACCGGGCCUCGCCCAGCUGCCGCCACCUGGAAGUGAGGUGGUAAUGUCCAAUGCCUCACUGUCCCUUCACUGACCUCUCGUUGCUCUUCCUGUGUCAUUCAUGGGGUAAAGGGGGUCGGGGGCAAGGGACGACCCAAACAGAGGGAUGGAAGGAUGACAGGGAGGGAGGGAGAGGACCCAGUAAGCUCUGAGGACCCUGCCAUACAUCACAAGCAAGGACACGUGUGUGUCAGUAAAGAAAGGGUCACACACACUCACGUUUAUCAGAAGCUCUGUAUAAUACAGUAAAUAAUAGCAUUUAUCAACCGUUUAUAUAGCAAUGGGAAGGGGCGUUCUCAGAUGACUGUUAGAGGAUUUCAAUCAAUGCACCUGUUUGAAUAAUGUUUACAUAUAUUGUUGUGGAAUUGUUUUACUUUGAAUGUUUUUUAUGUUUUCAAGCAGAAUAUUUGCUAGGUUAAGACACAUUGACGUGUGUAAUUAUUCUGUUCAUGUCUGAAAACCGACAUGUUUCACCUCUUUAUUCUGAAAUGCAUGACCCGAAAAGCAUUUGCUAUUUGUUGACUGUAUAAAACAUAGUGUAAUGGACAAUGCUAACAACAAACGAAAGUAAGACUGGAAAGUGAGCUUUGAAGCGUUUGCUUUUCAAGCCACUGGAGUAGGCUAUAAAGUGUAUAAGGCUACAGUAUGCAUAGGACAGUCAAUGUAUUGGAAUUACUUUUAUAAAACUGAGAGACUUGUUCAAUGUUUGGUUAUACAACUUUACUUUUGAGUUGUUACUCAUAAAUUCAACUUUGGGAUAAAGAAAUGCUUUCACAGUUAAAUAUCUGGAUAUAAAGUGAUGAGGUCAGCUCUUCAAACGUUGAAGUACCUUUCAUUUUGUGUUGUGGAUGACAUUGCCAUGCCAACAAAUAUUUUCCUGUGCUGUGACCUUGGAGGGGUGACCUCGAAACCAGGGUUGCGUCCCAAAGGGCACCCUAUUACCUAUGGGCCCAGGUUAAAAGUAGUGCACUAUAUAGGGAAUAGGGUGCCAUUUGAGACACUGACCAGAACACCCUUGGUCUGCCUGUGUGUUUAAGAUAAUCCCAUUCUGGUCACAGUGUGUGGUCACCUCGAGUGGUUGGCAUACAAGAGACUAAAGCUGAAGUGGCUACUGAGCUACAACAGACUGAACCAUUCUGAUUGUGUGAAAGUGAACAUGAUGUAAUAACCCAUAGAGUAUCUUUAUUCAUUUCUUAUAUACAGUACCAUACACACCACCCCACCUCACUGUGGUCCCCAGAGUUGUUAAAGGGAUAGUUCACCCAAAGGAAACCAAUAUGUAAUUUUGUAAUUUGGGUAAAUUAUCACUUUAACAGUCACCAUUAGGUUUUGCCUUUAAUGACGUGGGCUUUUUUGUAUAGAAGACUGUACCAUGUUUUAUAUAUACUAAUAUGGUGCUGCUGCCUUUGUCUUACAGAUGGUUUUAGUACACAAUGAAAUAUACACUGUUACAUUAAAAUAACGUAUUUUGAUGUACUUUUGACACUAUUUGGUUAUGCAUUUCAUGUCAUCCUUUUACCCUCAUUCUUUGUUGCAUACAGGUAGUUGCAAUUAUAUAUUUUUUAUAUACAUGUACUGAAUAUAGGAAUUAUAACAUGCAAUGUUUUUGGUUUUUAAAUGUAUUAAUAAUUCCUGGUGCCUCAAAUGUCUGCAUGUAAUAAAUCCAAUUAAACAAUG
Salvelinus sp. IW2-2015 is the source of this 2077-nucleotide messenger RNA. NCBI's taxonomy places the organism in Eukaryota, Metazoa, Chordata, Actinopteri, Salmoniformes, Salmonidae. The record is from RefSeq and is a predicted model, not a curated record.